Messenger RNA from Branchiostoma floridae (Florida lancelet), 2126 nucleotides. RefSeq names its product glutamate receptor 2-like. Gene Ontology annotation, cellular component: plasma membrane. The coding region runs from base 39 to 1502 and encodes 487 amino acids. Gene Ontology annotation, molecular function: glutamate-gated receptor activity. The record is from RefSeq and is a predicted model, not a curated record. Lineage: Eukaryota; Metazoa; Chordata; Leptocardii; Amphioxiformes; Branchiostomatidae. The transcript has 9 exons.
UGUAACGUCACUAAUCGACAAAAUGUGUCGGGAAGUUUAUGUCCUCCGUCUCGGCUGCAGGUUUCUGCGUGGACCUUCUGGACUGGAUGUCUCAGGGCAUGGGGUUCAGGUAUGACCUGUAUCACGUGGCCGACAACAACUGGGGCGCCAAGGACCCGAUCACAGGGAAAUGGAACGGGGUGGUCGCUGACGUGGCCUACAAGAAAGCCGACAUGGUGGUAGCGUCCAUCACCAUACGGGCAGACCGGGAGGAGGUUGUUGACUUCACCACGCCUUAUAUCGACGUGGGGCUCACCUUCGUCAUGAGUAAGGUGGGGCGGAAGGAGAUCUCACUCUUCAACUUCUUCGGACCACUGGAGAAAAGGUUGUGGCUGCUGAUCGCCAUCACCACGGUAGCUGUGGGCGUCUUCCUGUCUAUCGUCAACAAACUCAGCCCCUACAGCUGCCGACCUGUCGCCGUCACACGGCCGGGACAGGACAACCACGAGAGAGAGCCGUCUUUGAAACAGAAUGAGAAGACAGGGAAAGAUGAUGAUGAUGACGAUGGUAAUGAUUCAGAUGAUGAUGAGAAUGACCAGACGAAGAUCACGUUAGGAGACUGGAUCUGGAACUCUUUCUGCACGCUGUUCCAACAGGGCCCGGAGGAGUACCCCAAGUCUGCAGCAGGCCGGUUUACGGCAGGUGUGUGGUGGCUGGUGAUCCUGAUCCUGAUCGCCACCUACACGGCUAACCUGGCCGCACACCUCACCAUCGGCAGGCUGCAGGAGACCAUCGGCAGUGUGGAGGACCUGGCCAAACAGACGGAGAUCGCCUAUGGAACUGUUCUGUCUUCGGGUCCUCACAGCUUCUUCCUACAGUCCACCAUAGAGACCUUUCAGAAGAUGGCGCGUUACAUGUCAACACAUGACGUCAUGGUAGCUACGUCAGAGGAGGGGAUAGCGCGUGCGCGCAGGGGACACUACGCCUUCGUCUGGGACAGUGGGAUACUUGACUAUGUGACAAAAACGCCACCAUGCGACUUGAAGACAGUCGGCAGACUGUUUUCCAAGACGGGGUACGGUUUUGCCCUGCAGAAGAACUCCCCCUACACGAAAGAGUUCACGGAAAAGAUACUUUGGGCACGCGAGUCGGGAAAACUGGAAGAGCUUUUCAACAAGUGGACUGGCGGUUCGGAGUGCGCCCGAGAGGACGCGAAGCUGAGUACGAUAGUGAUCGGGCUGGACCACAUGCUGGGCGUGUUCGUGCUGGUGUACGGCGCCAUGGCCAUCAGCCUGGUGGUGCUGACGCUGGAGUGGAUCCUCGUCUGUGUGGGCGACGUGGACAAGAAAAGUGCAAAGAAACCCCAGACAAUGCCAGAGGCUUUCCUUGGAAGGUUCAAGAGUCUGAAGCAGAAGCUGUUCGGAGACGCCGACCCCCUGGCCAGAUUCCGGCUUCCUCAGAGGAGAAGAACUCCCGUCCCUGCCAAAGAGGAAUACGAGUGUAACACGCAGGCUACAUCGUGAUGUUCAAAAACGGACUUAAAACUUGAACUAGUCUGCCUUUGAUAGUCAGACGCAUUAGGGCAGUUCAGAUCACCCCAAAAUAUCUAUUUGGUUUUAGCCGAAUUGCCCCAGAAUUCGACUUGAGCCAUUGCAAACCCGGCCUCAGACGAGGAGAUAGCAAAGGACCUGGGUACACAAUCGUAUCUGGAAUUCUCAAAGUGUUUUAUAAUUAUAAAAACAAGUUUAGAUGUUGAAUAAAACUUCGAUGUUAGAAAAUGAAAUUGUACUGCAGUAGGUUAGCCCAUAUUGGAGUCUAUAUAAGGCCACACUGACUUGAUGUUACGGAUAAUAUCCGUAUCCAUUGUGGGUUUUAAGCAGAUGCUUAUCCACAUGUGUCUAAAGUCUUACCAAAAGAGGUUCUAGCUUUGAUGUAACGGUACUACUGUAAAUUGAGUCAGUGUGGUCUAGGGUUUGGGGUUAGGGAUUGUAUGACUCCAAAAGCUGAUUUUAGCUGAAAUUAUAUGCGCCUGUGAAAAUAACUUUUCCCAGAUACCUAAACAUUAGCUAUUAGAGCGUCAAUGUCUAGAGGAGUGAUUUCGCUAUCGCUGUUUAUUUUACGGGGCAAUAAAGCUGUGAAUCCUUUAA